CCACUGGAAGAAUGACAGAUGACAAAGAUGUGCUUCGAGAUGUGUGGUUUGGACGAAUUCCAACUUGCUUCACCCUCUAUCAGGAUGAGAUAACUGAACGGGAGGCAGAACCAUAUUAUGCAUUAUCCAAUUGGUUUGCUCUUUGAUCUUCUUGCAUCAAGUUCAGCUCUUCCUUGGAACAUCACAGUACAUUUUAAGAGUUUUCCAGAAAAGGACCUUCUGCACUGUCCAUCUAAGGAUGUAAUUGAAGCUCAUUUUAUGUCUUGUGUGAAAGAAGCGGAUGCUUUAAAGCACAAAAGUCAAGUAAUCAAUGAAAUGCAGAAAAAAGAUCACAAGCAACUCUGGAUGGGUUUACAAAAUGACAGAUUUGACCAGUUUUGGGCCAUCAAUCGGAAACUCAUGGAAUAUCCUGCAGAGGAAAAUGGAUUUCGUUACAUCCCUUUUAGAAUAUACCAGACAACAACUGAACGGCCUUUCAUUCAGAAGCUUUUUCGUCCUGUGGCUACAGAUGGACAAUUGCAUACACUAGGAGAUCUCCUCAAAGAAGUCUGUCCUUCUGCAGUUGCUCCUGAAGAUGGGGAAAAAAAGAAUCAAGUGAUGAUUCAUGGAAUUGAACCAAUGUUGGAAACACCUUUGCAGUGGCUGAGUGAACAUCUGAGCUACCCGGAUAAUUUUCUUCAUAUUAGUAUCAUCCCGCAACCAACAGAUUGAAGGAUCAACCAUUUGCUUGAACGGAAUCACCCUUAAACAGGAUUUACCAGAGCAUGUCACCAUUCUGCUUCAAUCAGGUUUGGUGGAGGCAACCUGACCAGAAACACUGCUACAAGCCAAACAGGAAAAAGAUUCCAUGUCAGAUAAGGGUACUUGGGCUGGUCUUACUUUGCAUCACCACUGCUUUCCUCCGCUGCCGUCAUUAAACCUCAGCUGCGACAUGAAAGACUUUACAGGACCACUGCAAGUCUUCUGUUUUCUUGUAAAAUAUAAUGAAGCUGAAGCCUUUGGCCUAAGAAGAAAAUGGAAAUAUGUGCCACUCAAUUUGUAUUUCUGAUUAACAAAUAAACAGGGGUAUUUCCUAAGGUGACCAUGGUUGAACUUUAGCUCAAGGGAGUGGAAACAUUGGUUUAAUUUUCAAGAGAAUUAGACUUAAGAAAGUAAAAGAGAAAUUCUGUUAUCAAUAACUUUCAGUAAUUUUUUGUAAAAGAUCAAAUUACAGUAAACCCAUCUUUCCUUAAUGAAAAUUUCCUAUGUUUACAGUCUGUCUAUUGGUAUGCAAUCUUGUAACUUUGAUAAUGAACAGUGAGAGAUUUUUAAAUAAAGCCUCUAAAUAUGUUUUGUCAUUUAAUAACAUACAAUUUUGUCACUUUUCCAGUACUUUCUGACUCACAUACAUUAGAUCACUGUUUUUACUCUGUGUGUUACCUUUCAGACUGGUCAUCAUUGGCAUGGAAUGGGUGUAGGGCAUAGGAUAACUUGUCUCAGGAGCUGUCAUAGAAUUUCUUGCUGCCGAUUUUUAAAUCUGUGUUAUUUACACUAAAAGUAUAAAUAAUGUUGCCAUUUAUCAUUGCUGUUUUAUCACUAUAAAUCUGUCAAAUCAUAGUAUCUUAAGCAUCUGUAUAAUUUUACAUUUUUUUGGAAAAACCCAUUCCUUUUCAAGCUAGUGUUUUUCAUUGGCCUCAGGUCUAAUGUUUCACGGUGGUCCCUGGUAGCCAAUCUUUGAAGUUUAAAGAUUACCAAUCUCCAGACUGCAAUAGCUUUUCCUUAACUUUACCAAAAAUAUUCAGAGGUUACUAGAGUUCUUAUUCAAAUAAGGAAAUUUUUGCUGCACUUUAUUACCACGCUGCUGGUAUUCUACCAGCUGAACGUACUUGUGCAUUACACUUUGUUUCUUGUGAGCUAGCUUGCUGUUCAUAUUGAAUGUUGACCCGUUUGAGUAUGCUAAAAGACAGUAUCAUACAAUAAUGGUUUUAGCUUCCAAAAUAAAGAUGAAUGUUUUUCUCAUAAAAAAAAAAAAUUGUACGAAUGUGUGGUGAGAUCCUGCUAGUGCUCACGGCUUCCUUUUUCCUUUUAUGAUUUUCACUAAGCAGCAGACUUAUCCACAGGGUGAGAUAAAGUUAGUCAAAGAUCAGAUAUUCUGGAAUGGAAAGUAUAAGCCUCAAUCAAAAAGAAAAACAUAGGGUACCCAUAGGAUCAGAAAAAAAUAGAAGCGAGUAGCAAAUACUUGGCUAAUGUCAAUAAAAUGAAAAGUGCCAUUUUAGUAAGGCAGAAAAAAUAGUCAUAUUUGCAUUACUUAAGGAUUAAAAAACCCACUGACUUGUAUUUUUUCAAAAGAGGUUGAUCUGAAUAUGAUUGUUCACAUUAAAAGUGUUUAUUCAUCUAUUCAGUUUGGGGAUUUUCCCUCUUGAUGUUUUGACAGACUGAUGUGAGCUUCAGUGAGCGAAAGGAUCAAAAUGCCAGGAGUGCUAAGCUGUGAAGAAGAUAAGUGUGGUAAGAGCAGUAAGCCACAGUAGUUUUCACAGACAAGACCAAUGUAAGGUCUCUGCAGUGGGCUCAAGUGAGCUACUGAUCUUUACUUCCAGAUUUGAAAGUAAGUUUUAUCAAGCCAUUUCCCAUUUUUACCUACUUGUUCAUUAUUACACCAGCAUCAUAACUGUAUUAUACUCUACUCUAGUCCCAGGUAAGUCAAGCUUCUGAUACCCAGAGAAAGAAUAAAAACAGAAAUUAGU
Molecule: messenger RNA, 2723 nt
Organism: Balaenoptera musculus (blue whale)
Lineage: Eukaryota; Metazoa; Chordata; Mammalia; Artiodactyla; Balaenopteridae
Gene: ATG5
Product: autophagy related 5
Exons: 6
Coding region: 118-711 (197 amino acids)
Biological process (GO): C-terminal protein lipidation; nucleophagy; autophagy of mitochondrion
Cellular component (GO): Atg12-Atg5-Atg16 complex; cytoplasm; phagophore assembly site membrane
Source: RefSeq, a predicted model, not a curated record